CGCGGUGGCGCCGGCGGUGGCGGCGGCGGCGGGAGGGUGGGCGCCGCGGGUCGGACUUGGAACUGCGCGGAAUCUUGCAGAAGAGCGCGGACGGGGGCGCUGCGGAGAAGGCGGCGGCUCGCACCGGAGCGCACGGCAGCCCCCCGGGCCAGCCAGCGGCGGCGGCGGCGGCGCCGGCGGGCGGGCCGGCGGGGCGGGUGCCUUGCAAGCUGGUGCAUCUAGAUUAAAGGAUUUACUCGAAGACAAAGCAUUCUGUUCAUCAGAGACUAGACAAGAGUUACUCUUGCUUUUGGCAAUUAAAGAUGAUGUUGUCAUGGAAACAGCUGAUCCUGUUUUCAUUCAUUGGCUGCCUGGCAGGUGAGCUUCUUUUGCAAGGCCCCGUGUUUAUCAAAGAGCCCAGCAACAGUGUUUUCCCCGUUGGUUCAGAGGAUAAAAAAAUAACUUUAAAUUGUGAAGCAAGAGGCAACCCUUCACCUCAUUACAGAUGGCAGCUGAAUGGCAGUGAUAUCGAUACAAGUCUGGACCAUCGUUACAAAUUGAAUGGAGGAAAUCUUGUAGUUAUUAACCCCAAUAGAAACUGGGAUACAGGAAGUUACCAGUGUUUUGCAACAAAUUCUCUUGGAACUAUAGUGAGCAGAGAAGCCAAACUCCAAUUUGCCUAUCUUGAAAAUUUUAAGACAAGAAUGAGAAGCACAGUGUCAGUCCGUGAAGGCCAGGGGGUGGUACUUCUCUGCGGACCGCCACCACACUCGGGCGAACUAUCAUUCGCGUGGGUCUUCAAUGAGUAUCCAUCGUUUGUUGAAGAAGACAGUCGAAGAUUUGUCUCUCAAGAGACAGGGCACCUCUACAUAGCUAAGGUGGAGCCAUCUGAUGUGGGAAAUUACACAUGUGUCGUGACCAGCACUGUGACAAAUGCCAGAGUACUGGGUUCUGCGACCCCUUUGGUGCUACGCUCUGAUGGUGUCAUGGGUGAAUAUGAACCCAAAAUAGAAGUCCAAUUUCCAGAAACUCUUCCAGCAGCCAAAGGUUCAACUGUGAAGUUAGAAUGCUUCGCUCUUGGAAACCCUGUUCCUCAGAUUAAUUGGAGAAGAAGCGAUGGGAUGCCCUUUCCCAACAAAAUUAAAUUGAGGAAGUUCAAUGGUGUGCUUGAAAUUCCAAACUUCCAACAGGAAGAUACAGGCUCCUAUGAGUGCAUUGCUGAAAAUUCACGAGGAAGAAAUGUGGCAAGAGGCCGGCUCACUUACUAUGCAAAACCUCAUUGGGUUCAACUGAUAAGAGAUGUGGAAAUAGCUGUGGAGGACAGUCUUUAUUGGGAAUGCCGGGCAAGUGGGAAGCCCAAGCCCUCCUACCGAUGGCUCAAAAAUGGAGAUGCCUUAGUACUAGAGGAGAGAAUACAGAUCGAAAAUGGUGCACUUACAAUAUCCAACCUCAACGUGACUGACUCUGGAAUGUUCCAGUGUAUAGCAGAGAACAAGCAUGGGCUCAUUUACUCCAGCGCUGAGCUCAAGGUCGUAGCAUCUGCUCCAGAUUUUUCAAGGAACCCUAUGAAAAAAUUGGUUCAGGUGCAAGUGGGCAGCCUGGUGAUCUUGGAUUGUAAACCCAGAGCCUCUCCAAGGGCACUUUCUUUCUGGAAGAAGGGAGACACCAUGGUGCGGGAGCAGGCGAGGAUUUCUUUUUUAAGUGAUGGAGGACUCAAAAUUAUGAAUGUGACUAAGGCUGAUGCUGGAACCUACACCUGCACAGCAGAAAACCAGUUUGGGAAAGCAAAUGGCACAACACAUUUGGUUGUGACAGAACCAACAAGAAUAAUUUUGGCACCUUCUAACAUGGAUGUUGCCGUCGGUGAGAGCGUCAUUUUACCCUGCCAGGUGCAACACGACCCGCUGUUGGACAUUAUGUUUGCCUGGUAUUUCAAUGGAGCCCUUACGGACUUUAAGAAAGAUGGAUCCCACUUUGAGAAAGUUGGUGGAAGUUCAUCAGGCGAUUUAAUGAUCAGAAACAUUCAACUGAAGCACAGUGGGAAGUAUGUGUGUAUGGUGCAGACUGGGGUGGACAGCGUUUCAUCUGCAGCUGAGCUCAUAGUGAGAGGUUCACCUGGACCACCAGAAAAUGUGAAGGUAGACGAAAUUACAGAUACAACAGCCCAGCUGUCUUGGACAGAAGGCACAGACAGCCACAGCCCAGUUAUAUCCUAUGCAGUCCAAGCUAGGACACCUUUCUCUGUGGGCUGGCAAACUGUCACGACAGUACCUGAGGUCAUUGAUGGCAAGACACAUACAGCUACUGUCGUGGAGCUAAACCCAUGGGUGGAAUAUGAAUUUCGGGUUGUAGCCAGUAACAAAAUCGGAGGUGGAGAACCCAGUUUACCCUCAGAAAAAGUAAGGACUGAAGAGGCAGCUCCAGAAGUGGCACCUUCUGAGGUCAGCGGAGGAGGUGGAAGCCGAUCUGAACUAGUGAUAACCUGGGAUCCAGUUCCUGAAGAACUACAGAAUGGUGGAGGUUUUGGAUACGUGGUUGCUUUCCGCCCACUUGGGGUUACCACCUGGAUCCAGACAGUGGUGACAUCCCCAGAUAACCCGAGAUAUGUCUUUAGGAAUGAAAGCAUCAUGCCUUUUUCACCAUAUGAAGUUAAAGUGGGUGUUUACAACAACAAAGGUGAAGGGCCCUUUAGCCCAGUGACAACAGUGUUCUCUGCAGAGGAAGAGCCUACAGUAGCCCCAUCCCACAUCUCUGCCCAUAGCCUGUCUUCUUCAGAAAUUGAGGUUUCAUGGAAUACAAUUCCCUGGAAGUUGAGCAAUGGACAUUUGCUUGGCUAUGAGGUGCGGUACUGGAACAAUGGAGGAGAAGAAGAAUCAUCCAGCAAAGUGAAAGUGGCAGGAAAUCAGACAUCGGCCAUGCUCCGAGGCCUGAAGAGCAACCUGGCAUAUUACACAGCUGUCCGGGCUUACAACAGUGCAGGCGCUGGCCCCUUCAGCGCCACAGUUAAUGCAACCACCAAGAAAACGCCUCCUAGUCAGCCACCAGGAAAUGUUGUUUGGAAUGCCACGGACACGAAAGUGUUGUUGAAUUGGGAGCAAGUGAAAGCGAUGGAGAAUGAGUCAGAAGUAAUAGGCUACAAGGUUUUCUAUAGGACUAGCAGUCAGAAUAAUGUGCAAGUGCUGAACACAAAUAAAACUUCAGCUGAACUUUUGCUGCCUGUCAAAGAGGACUACAUUAUCGAAGUCAAGGCCACUACAGAUGGAGGCGAUGGCACCAGUAGUGAGCAGAUCAGGAUCCCAAGAAUAACAAGUAUGGAUGCAAGAGGAUCCACAUCAGCCAUUUCUAACAUCCACCCUGUGUCAGGUUAUAUACCUGUCCUACUGUUCUUUAUUGUAAAUGCUUUGUGGUGAUAGGCCCUUUUUAUUGUUUACUGGAAAGUUAAUUGGUUACACACAAAAAAAGUGCUUUCUGAAUCAGUGAUUAUGCAUGUUUUUUUUCAGGUAUGUGUUUUUAAAUUUCUACUCCAUUAUAGGUAAAAUAUGAAUAUAAUAAAAGCAGUAAAUCCUUUAAGAGGAAUCUGAAAUGCCUUAAUAUUUGCUUGGUAAACCAAAGGAACUUACAAAUUAUAUACUGCAAACUUUUGAUAGAAAUAUUCUUAUGUUAUGAGUUUAAUUCACUGCCUAUGUGUGAGGCACAUACAAACACCGGAUACACAAAAACACAGUUACACAUACGACAUGUACAAACACAUAGUACACACACAGUACACACAACACACAAUCUACCAACAAAGAGCACAGAGAGAGACACACACACACGCACACACACAGUUUUUCUAUACUGCAAACUCGUUUAUUCCAAAUAUUCUUUUCUCAUUAUUACAACAGCGCCUAUCAUGUUAAGAUUACUAAUUUUAGCACGAAUCCAAUUUGAAUCCCUCAGAGUAAAAAUGCACUUAGACAGUUAUGCUGGAAGGGAGUGGCCUGCCCUGUGAUUCCAUAGAGUAUUAGUAGAAAAUACUGCUCUGAGCUUGGCGAGGUGACAUCUGUCUCAGUGUGCUCCUCUGUGGAGGCAAAAUUCGUUUAGUCACUGGUCCUCUCCUUUUUCAAUUUUUCAUACUUGUAAAAUAAGGUGACAAUAUUUCUCUGUCUGCCUUUGCUGAAAGGAGUCGUUGUUACAAAACAAAGAGGGGACUGUGAAGAGUAUGGCUUACCCCACCUGCAGUGUCCCUGUGCCGAAUCUUACAUGAACUCCCUAACAUGACACAGCAAACCUGGCAUUUCUGACUUGCUGCUGUUCCAUGUUCUUGGUAGGAUGAUCUGUCUUGUUCGAAGAUGGGAAUUGAAUCUGAGUGAAUAUUGUAACACCUUUUUCUUUUUGUUCAUAUUUACAAAGAAAGAGGUAGAACAUGAAAAUGAGCACCUUUUACCCUUCCUCAGAAAUUAAAGUGAAAUUAAUUAGAACUCACUCAUUCCUUUCCCAUGUAAAAAUAUGUUUUCAGGCUUUGUCAAAACCCAGUAGAGAAAACAAGGAACAACUGUAUGUUAACCAAAAUGUGAAACAAAAUGCACAUAAUUCUUCACUUCCAGUUUCUGAUUCCAUUAAGGGGUCCUCUCUCUCCGGAUGGUAGAAUUUUUUUUUUUUUUUAAUGAAAUCGCACUGUCUAUCUCAUUGAGUCAGGCAGGCUUUUCUGCUCCCAAGUUAAAUUGGUAAUAGAACAUGUUGGUGCUGCUGGCUUUGAUACGGAUGACUCAGUCUUUUAAUAUGUGCUUUUUCAAAGAGUUGAGGAAGACACCACUUCACAAUAAUAUGUAAAAAUUUUCUGAAAAUCAGCAGAUUCAGUGCUAGACAUUUAAAAUAAUGUUAUUUUACCUCUUACCUAACAAUUUCACAUUUUGCUAGCAUUUUUUUUUCAUGUUACCAAAAGUAGCAAAAUUGGAAACUGAUGGUAUAGCUCUCAAGAAAUAAUAAAAGUUAGCCAAACUCUGAUACCAUUUUAGUAUAGCACCCUUUCUUCAGAGAUUCCAUUUACGAUAAGGUCACUAUGUAAAAAGGAGAAUGAUUUUUUAAGUCUCUGUCGGGUCUGUAUAUAUUGUACAUAUUGAGAAGAAAUAUGAAUGACUAUUUGAUUUCAUAUGACCAUUGUUAUUUCCAGUCAAAAAGUGGGGAAACACUUUCUCCAAUCCCUGUGCUUUAUGAUCCAUGUGACAGAACUAUACCUUUUUAUUACCCGAUGACUCCUAGAAGUUGUUCCUAUGCUUUACUUUUGCGAGAUGGAUAUUCUCUUGUUUCCUGUUAUUUCUAUCAGGAUAUCUCCAUGAGAUGUAGACUCUGUUUCAUAUUGAAAAGUCUGAAUUUUACUAUUUAAAUUCCUGUGUGUGUAUCCUAUGGUUAUCUGUAUGUAUUAUUUUCUAUUAUUCUAAUAAAAUUUAUAAUAAUCGAGUA
Meriones unguiculatus (Mongolian gerbil) is the source of this 5424-nucleotide messenger RNA. It is a transcript of the gene Cntn3, whose product is annotated as contactin 3. The transcript has 23 exons. Gene Ontology annotation, biological process: cell-cell adhesion; brain development. The record is from RefSeq and is a predicted model, not a curated record. NCBI's taxonomy places the organism in Eukaryota, Metazoa, Chordata, Mammalia, Rodentia, Muridae. The coding region runs from base 303 to 3389 and encodes 1028 amino acids. Gene Ontology annotation, molecular function: cell-cell adhesion mediator activity.